GACUUGUUUUUUGACGUCACUGACGUGCGACGGCGCUGCUGCAGAGAUGGAAAGAUGCAGGAGGGAAAGAAAAGGGAGAGAAAAGAAACGAUGGCACUCUGAUCGAGAACACAGCGAUGGAGAGAUGAAGAGGAGGAAUACUGAGUCCAGCUCGGAGGAGCCGGCGGUCCCUCAGGAGCCCAGUGAUCUGGAGGAGGGAGGACUGGACCUGAACAAGAUCUUCAGACCCAUCAGCUCCUACAUGCAGGACCGCAAGGAGAUGCUGGAGCAGUGUUUGCAUGUGCUGGGAGAGAAUAAACUCAAACACAUGCUUCCGGACGAACUGAAGGACUGUUCGUUUAGUGAGAUUAAGGAUCUGUGCUGGGAUCAGCUGCAGCAGCUCUCUGAGAUUCAUCUGCUGGAGAUUCUGGAGGGUAAAGAGUUAUCAGCCGAACCUGAAGAUAAAAUCCUUCCUGACAGUCAGCAGGACAGUAACGUGGACUCCACUUCAUCUCUGAGAGAAAACCCUGAAACAGAAGAAAAACAAAGCACAGGUUCAGGAGAAGACAGUGACGUUCUCAGCAUCAACGCAGACAUUGACGACAGUGACAUCGAGGGUCAUAAAGCGGUCAAAGCUGAAGAACCGGCGCUCGGAGAGGAAGCUGUGCCUCAGCCGGACGAGCCCAAAGCAGAGCUCCAGCACGACAUCGACAGAAGCGUGAGUGAAAUCCUGGCUCCGGCGUCUGGCUCUGAACACAACGAUCUGAGGGAAGAGUCGCUGGAAAAACCAGCCGCUCCAGAAACAGAGAAGCAGCCGUCGACUCAGCAGCUGGAGCUACUGGAGCUGGAGAUGAGAGCCAGAGCCAUCAAAGCGCUCAUGAAAGCCAGCGAGAUCAAGAAACACACCAACCGCUGAUCAUUCAGCUCUAAACUACACAAUCACUCCAAAUAUUCCUGUUUGCAACACACUUUUAGUUCAUAAUAUUUCAGCAAAUUCAGAAAAUGGUUGAUUUUGAUAUAAUAAAAUGUUGUUUUUUUUUUGUUUUUUAAGUGAAGAAAAAUUACACAUUUUUCAAAAUAUGUAUAACAAUAAAGUAGUUACUUUGCCAUCCUUUUUUCCUAAAUGUUUAUUAUGUUAAAAUAAUUUGUUUAACGACUUACGAGCAAACAGUUCAACAUACAGAAUUAGCAACAUUAGAAAUUAAAAACAGAAAACAGUAAAAAUAUUAAUCUUGCGUUUUGAUGAAAACUGUAACACAUCACUGACUAAUAAUUGUUUGCGCCUUGUGCUAUUUAGAUAAUUUGAAGGCGUGUAGGUUUGGAGUUCACCGACUACCUUUAGUAACCUUUAAAAUGAUCUGCCAGGUUUGAUUAGAAAACACAUGAAUGUAAAAAUAUCCAUCCAUUCAUCUUGAACACCCCGUUAUUUUUAAGUGAAAAUAAAAAUAAAUAGAAUCUCAUUUGCUGAGGCCA
Onychostoma macrolepis is the source of this 1452-nucleotide messenger RNA. Its product is annotated as caspase activity and apoptosis inhibitor 1. Lineage: Eukaryota; Metazoa; Chordata; Actinopteri; Cypriniformes; Cyprinidae. The coding region runs from base 47 to 895 and encodes 282 amino acids. The transcript has 6 exons. The record is from RefSeq and is a predicted model, not a curated record.